AUGUCCUUAGGUCUAUUUAAUUCAAAGACUUUAAAUAAUGCGACUGUAGAAGUAGGGAAAAGGGGUAUCCAUGUCGUUGCCGCUGCUGGAAAUGAUGCAGAAAAUACUUGUUUAACUACACCAGCAUCAGCACCUAAUGUCAUAGCAGUUGGAGCUACUGAUGCUAAGACUGAUGUUAUUGCAGAUUUCUCAAACAUUGGAAAAUGUGUUAAUAUCUUUGCUCCAGGUAUCGAAAUCACUGCAGCUGGAAAUGAGUCUCCUACCGAUCUUGUAACAUUUACAGGAACCAGUCAAGCAUCUCCUCAUGUCGCUGGUACAAUUGCUUUAAUUAUCGCAUCAAGUGGAAAUAGAUCUCCUGAUCAAAUGAAGAAAUUUCUCGACAAUUUGUCGACAAAAAAUGUAGUAAAAG
Molecule: messenger RNA, 409 nt
Organism: Racocetra persica
Lineage: Eukaryota; Fungi; Glomeromycota; Glomeromycetes; Diversisporales; Gigasporaceae
Source: the annotation of a GenBank genome assembly